Molecule: messenger RNA, 1845 nt
Organism: Episyrphus balteatus (marmalade hoverfly)
Lineage: Eukaryota; Metazoa; Arthropoda; Insecta; Diptera; Syrphidae
Product: nose resistant to fluoxetine protein 6-like
Exons: 9
Molecular function (GO): acyltransferase activity, transferring groups other than amino-acyl groups
Source: RefSeq, a predicted model, not a curated record
AUAGUUAUUGAUUCAUGGGGUAAAAUUCCCUCAGGCUUACUAUACGGUCAUUUGCAGGAUUUGGGUAACUUUGAUGAGUGUCUUGAUAUAUCAACAAAUCUAACUGCAGCAACUGGUCAAACAAAUGGACAAUAUUGUUUUGCAUCAGUACCAUUAUUAGAAGAUCCAUCAUUAAAACACCCACCAUUGGAUCAUGAUAAAUCAGCUCAGGGAAGAGUUUAUGAAGAUUUAAUAACUAUAAGCAUUGGAAUAUGUGUUCCCGAUGUUUGUUAUCCGGAUUUACUUACAGAAAUUUUCCAAGAAGCUACUGUUGAUACUCUAAAUGGAGCACUCAAAGGAAUAUAUGUUAACAGCUGUAUGACGUCAGAAAAGCCAAACUUUGAGAUUAUUAAUAUUGUUGGCAUAUUAAUAUUUUCAAUCUUUGGAUUACUAAUGCUGCUAAGUACAUUGUAUGACAUUUAUACGGACAAAUUUGACAAAAAGACAAAAGAAAUAUAUUUGGCCUUUUCCAUAAUUAGAAAUGGUAGAAAAUUAUUUCAAAUAAGUCAAGCAAAAUCAGAUAGCAGUAUUGAUUGCUUAACAGGAUUUCGUGUUUUAUCAAUGGUUUGGAUUAUACUUUGUCAUUGUUAUUCAAUGUCUCCAAUGUUGCCAAUGAUAAAUAAAUUCGAUUUAAUACCAUGGUUCAAAGCUGCAUCAACAAUGCAUAUUACGAUGGCUACUGUUUCAGUUGAUACAUUUUUCUUCAUAAGUGGCUUACUUAUAGCCUGGCUAGGAUUUCGUGAAUUGGAUAAAAGUAAUGGAAAAUUAAACAUUUCUUUAAUGUAUUUACAUCGUUACAUACGCCUAACACCUCCCUUAGCGGCUGUAAUACUUUACAAUGUUGCUAUUGACAAGUAUAUAGGAACCGGUCCACUAAGAGAAGUCUACAAAGAAUUUAAUGGAAACUGCAGGGAUAAUUGGUGGUCUACAUUGCUUUACAUUCAAAACUACGCAAAUCCAUUGGACAUUUGUGUAUCGCAAACAUGGUAUUUGGCAGUUGACACUCAGCUGUACUUCUUGUCACCUUUUGUUUUGAUACCUUUAUGGAAAUGGGGAAAGAAAUUUAUCCCAAUCAUGUUCUUACUUUCUUUUUUAUCAAUUGGAUAUGUUAUAGUCACAUUUUUUGACUAUGGAUUCAAUACGUUCAUGGGAGUUUUGGGAGAUGAUCAACUGAGACUGACUUAUAUACCAACGCAUGCCAGAUUUUCAGUUUGGUUGCUCGGUCUAGGAUUUGGAUAUUUUAUGCACAGAAUCAAGUACAAAUCAAUACAACUUCCAAAGAUGAUUCAAUUACUUGGUUGGAUAUUGUGUUUUGCAUUAAUUUUUGCCAUAAUCUAUGGACCAUAUUUUACAAUAAAUGCUGACCAUGAAACAAGUGUCCUUGAAGCAGCAAUGUAUGAAUCUUUGAGACGUGUCACAUGGGGAAUUGCACUAUCAUGGAUUAUUUUUGCAUGUCACUUUGGAUUUGCUGGCUUAGUAAAUGCUUUUCUUUCUCAUUACAUCUGGCAACCAUUGGGUCGAUUGACAUAUUCUAUGUAUUUGGUACAUUUAACUGUUCAAAGUGUUCAUUAUGGAAUUACAAAGAAUGACGUCUAUUUCUCUGAUUAUUCUGCGAUAUUAGUUUUCUGGGGUACGUUUGGUACUUCCUUUAUUGCAGCAAUAAUAGUCACACUAGCAUUUGAAUCACCAGUUUUGGUGAUUGAAAAAUCAUUUUUUCAUGGUUCAAAACAAUCAAUGGACACGAAGAAAGAAACUGUUUAAAGCCAACCCAAAGCAGAUUAUAAAUGUAAAUUAGCUAAGAAUUAG